Molecule: messenger RNA, 4245 nt
Organism: Folsomia candida
Lineage: Eukaryota; Metazoa; Arthropoda; Collembola; Entomobryomorpha; Isotomidae
Exons: 2
Coding region: 998-3748 (916 amino acids)
Biological process (GO): protein deubiquitination
Cellular component (GO): nucleus; cytosol
Molecular function (GO): cysteine-type endopeptidase activity; cysteine-type deubiquitinase activity
Source: RefSeq, a predicted model, not a curated record
CCUAUAAAUGACAUCAGCUCGUGUUCAAAAUUACAAUACUUUGUUGACUUACCUGUUGUUAACUGCAGUAAAUAAAUUUCUGUGCAAUACAUAACUUGAAUGAAAAGUGCAAAUUUUCUCAGUCACAUCGUGAGAAGAAAGAAAGUCUCAAUUUUCGAUAUCCACGCCGCAAAACAUAAGUUACCCCCAAAGUCUGUAAAUUACAGAAGUCAUGUCUUACGGCUACUCUAAGGGUAAAAUCACUGAGGAUAUUAACAUGGAGAAUGAAGACGACACAAGCGAAACUGAAGACAAUAGUGAAAAUGAACAAAUAAUUGAGCUGGAAACGUGUGAAAGUGAAGAAAACAGUUUUAAUGCAAAAGAGCAGUGAAAAUGGUGAAAUAAGUGAACUGGAAAAGAGUGAAAGUGAAGAAAAUAAUGAAACUGAAGAAGGCAGCAUGAAUGCAGAAAAUGAUGAAACUGAUGAAGAUAGUGAAAAUGAAGACACCAGUGUCAAUGAAAGCAUAUCAAAUUCAUCAGUUAAGCCGGCUAAGCGUAAAAAUAAAUCGCUUCCGAGAAAUCUUGGAUGUCAGCUUCAUAAAAUUAAAAGCAACGCUUAACAUUGAUGACGAGAUAAUAAAGAUAAUUAAAACUUAUAAUGACAAAGAACUGAAAAAGCGAAAAGAUGACCAGGUCCAAUUUAAAGAACGGCAAAUUCAACCGCAGAAUCUGCCCUCGAACACCUACAAUUUCAAAACCGUCUUCUACGAAAGAGUUGUUCCUUCUUCAGCCCCUUUCUCAAAUUCGUAUGGAUUGAAAACUUCCAAGAGAACCGUUUCUCAAUUAUGCUUCUAUUACCGACUCAAAAAAAAAUUCGGCAACAUAUAUAAACAGUAGCGAGACACAAUCAUACGAAGCAUAUGUCGUAACGACUGCAUUCGCAUACAUACCAAUUCUGCCCUUUGCUGAUUACUCCUUCGUGAAUAAAAUUGCUGCCGUACUUUUCUCCCCGGAUGGAAUGUACUCUGACACAAACAGACCUUUAUGGGGGAGUGAUAUUAAAAAAUCUAGGACCUCAAGAACUAACAAGAUUCCAUCUCGUUUGGAUUAUUCGUUUAUGCUAAACUAUGAAACUACUUUGCGAGAAAAUUCUUCUCUUUUAGAAUUGGCAUGUUUCCCCAAGAGAAGCAAAGUAUCCAUUAAAGCUGGUGCGGCUAGGAUACGCUUCGUGAAGAAGAUAUCCGCUGCGGAUAUUUAUAAAAUACUUGACCACUUUUCAAAAAUUAUGAACGACGAACCAACUUACGAGCACAACGUUACUGGUAUAAAAAAGGAAGAAGCGAAAUAUCCAAAUAUUCACAGAGGUAUUGCAAGUGUUAUUCCAAACGAACAUAUAUCAGAAGGUGAAACUGUCUAUCAAUAUUUAGACAAACAAUUAAUCGCCGCAUAUGAAAAUAUACGAGUAAAUCCGUCACUUAAUAAUGACCUGCAAGAUUUGGAGUUUUAUGAUAAAUGUAUAGAUGACUAUGUAUCUGGAAGUGAGUACCGAUUAAUAAGAGAAGACAUAAAAACUGACGCAGAUCGUAUUGUCCACAAAUGGAAAUAUCCACCAACAUGGCUUGACGUUCAUGAAUGCAUAAUAAAAUUUGCAAAUGAACUUCCAAUAAAUAAUACAGUGCAUCCAAUUAGUUUCGCGACUGCCAUGAAAAAGUUACGCUUUUGGUAUAAAAAGCCUUGCGAUUCAGACUUUACCAAACGUACAAUACUGUCCCUGUUCCAAGGAGGAUUUGUGACGGAGUUAAAUUCGACAACAAAAAUUAGAUGGAGAAUUAGCAAUAUUUGGUGCGAGAUUUUUGACGAUGCUCUAUUAACAAUAGAAAAGGAGUUUGUUGAGAAGAUAAAACGCUACCUAAUCCUACCAGGUAAGCCUGGGUAUUUACCGUUUCACUAUAAAAGGGAUAAGAACGCUAAAUCCAAAAUGCCACGAGCAAGUGGUGAUUCCGCACCACGUAAUAAAAAAUCAAAGACGGUUGACGAUGAUAAUGAAUCAAAGGCUCGAGAAAAAUCCUUAUAUGAAGAAAUUUACAACUAUUCCUACCUACAUAGCCCUGGCUAUUUCGUUGGGGACCAGGUAGAAGAUUAUAAUAUUGAAUUCUUUGAUAUUUUAUACACCAGUGAGAAAUCUGCAUUCUUAUACCACGUUAAAGAGAAAUUUGGACAGAAUACACGAAAUGCUGCUUCACAGCUACGCAUUUCAUUAAGUCUUGUACUAAAUAACAUUAUAAGUGGAUUCCCGGGGUUCCAAAAUUAUGCCCGCCUUGCUGAAAUAAACGGUGACAAUUUCUCCAAAAGAUUUAGGUCUGAAGAUGAUUUAAGAAAAUGUUUAAAUUCAGCAAGUUUUGUGUAUGCCUUUGCCGACUCAAAUAAUUCCAGCGAUUGUAUUAAUUUUGCUGAUGAGCGGAGCAGAAGUUUUCAAAUGCGAUUUGACACAUUGAGGAAAGGCAUUAAUGAAAAAGUUGAGAAUGCUUUGAAAAGGAAUUACGAUACCGAGAUUGACCGCUCGAUAAAACUAUUUCAGGAAAGACUAAUCAGUCGUGGGUAUCUUUUACGUUGCGGAUCAAUUACUGCCAAGUUACUAUAUGAGACAGAAACAAAUUUCGUUAAAGAAUUUGUAGGAAAGAAUCCGAACACAAGCAAAAUACUAUGGACUGGAAUUUUGAAACCGUUUACAAAGAACUAUAACUCGCUUCUUGCUAAAAUUGAGUUGAUUGAAUUGGCAAACUAUAUAACGACAAGAAACAGGAAGUUUAAAAUCUGUCAAAUUCCUUUCGACCACACAAACCAGUCUUCACAAGUUGUCCCAACUGACGGAUCGGUGCACUGUGACGAAAACGAUGCCAUGGAUAUCCAAGAUGCGGAUACAGAAGUGGUCGAAGAGACUGAUGAAUAUGAAAGUAUGGAUAUUGGUACAGAAUGGCCCAGUCAACGGUAUGGAAUUUCAAAUCCUGGUAACACCUGCUAUCGUAAUGCAGCCACACAACUCCUUUUGGAAAUUCCUGAAUUUGUCGCAAUGUUUUCAUCAAACAAUGCUGAUUCUCAAUUAAAAUCUUGGAUUGGGGAUAGAAUUAAUGAGACAAGGUCAUCAAAUUCCUCCAACAUAAGACCAUCAAGUCUGACACAAUCACAAUGCACGCUCAGCCAAAUCUUAGGCACACCAAAUAUGUUUGUAGAAGGCGAGCAGGAUGAUUCGUCUGCAUUCCUUUUGGAAAUAAUAGAUAAAUUAGGAGAUACAUUCAAGCGAUUGUUUGAAUUUGGUGUCGUAAGAACUAACCAAAAUUUUCAAUUAGAAGGAGUAUUAAAUAUUCCAUAUCCGGAUAAAAAAUUGACAAUGAAAAAAUUAUUUAAUAAAUAUUUGAAAGGAUUUGGGAAUCGUGCUGAAUCCAUGAGAAUAUCACUACCCUCCAAUUAUCUUAUUCUUACGUUAUCCAUAUUUAACAAUAACUUAGUAAAGUUCGUAUGCAACAAGAUUACAAACUUUGCAGAUAAUAUUAGUUUUGUGUCAAAUGGCAAAAAAUAUAUUUAUGAAGUCGUUGGUUUAAUCUGUCAUAUUGGGGAAACAAUCAAGGGAGGUCAUUAUGUUUGCUUGAUAAGACGUGACAAUAAAAAGUGGAUAGAAUAUGACGAUAAUAAUGCACCACGUGAACGUAACGUUAUUCCAAGUGGUAAGGAUCCCUACGUUAUUCUCUAUCGAAAGUUGGUUGACGAAUAAGAAUGUAAUCAAUUCAAUUAAAAAUCUGUAUAUACCUAAAUUAUGUUUAUACUACUGAAUUAAAUAUUUUGAAUGCGUCAAAACUAUAAAUAAUAAGAAAUUUGGACACUUAACACCGAUACAGUCGUUACGUUUAAUUAACUUUUUCAAAUUGGGUUCGGCGGUGGAAAGAAAACCUGUAUGACUACUAAACAAUGUGUUGUAAAGGGAUAAAGUAAUUUAUUUAUAUGUAUUAUAUAUGUUUAUCAAAUAGAUGCACAUAUUUAAUAUCUACGUUUCUAACAUAUCUGAUUUGACACAAUCUAUUCCAAUUAUUUAUAUUUUCGGAUUCUGUUAAAUAUAUUUAUGUACAUAGAGUCAAUGUUGACCGUUAAUUAAUUUCCCAUUUAAAAUGUUUCCCUUUUCCUUUAUCAGCUUAGCAACUUUAUUUAAUACAUAAAUAUAAUUACAUUUCAUUGUAUGUAUGCAACAUAUGCAUAUUUAUCUAUUAGCUAACU